Molecule: messenger RNA, 2080 nt
Organism: Ceratitis capitata (Mediterranean fruit fly)
Lineage: Eukaryota; Metazoa; Arthropoda; Insecta; Diptera; Tephritidae
Product: facilitated trehalose transporter Tret1
Exons: 4
Coding region: 360-1832 (490 amino acids)
Biological process (GO): carbohydrate transport; transmembrane transport
Cellular component (GO): membrane
Molecular function (GO): sugar transmembrane transporter activity
Source: RefSeq, a predicted model, not a curated record
CAGAAAUCUAUCAUUGCGUUACGAAUAGCAGCCAUAAGAGGAUGUUUUUGAUUCUCUCAGAAAAAUAAUACGAAAGUAAUUGAAUAACGGUAAAAGUGGAACAUACGACGAAAGGCAUUUGUUGCAUUGCAAGUUUUGCGAUUUAGUGUGGAAAAAGGACUUUUUUGUUAGAAAUUUUUUAAUAAGCGAUUUUACGAUAUUUUGAAAAAAAAAAACAAAAACGUUUGAAACGUGAAGCAGUGCGAUUAAAUAAAAACUGAAGUAUAUUAGCGCAUCGCUAGUAAAAUCGCCGUUGUGCCUUCAUACAUACCACCCACAAACAAACACCACUCUUUCUACUACUACUACUACUACUACUAAUGAAUUCACAAGAACAACAACAACACACACAAGUGAAAUACAGUGAAGUGAGUCCUUUUCAGAUAAGCGACGGAUUUAGACGCAAUAGCAGAAUGGAACCAGUGAAGACAAUACGAAUUUUCAUCGCAGCUGUUGCUGCAAAUAUCUCAGCCUUUGCGGUCGGCACCUGUCUCGGUUGGACAUCACCGGUUGCACCGAAAUUAAAGGCUGCCGAUCCAGUUGAUUCGCCACUUGAUCGCCCCAUUACCACUGAAGAAGAUGCCUGGAUUUCAUCACUUGUCGCUUUGGGCGCUUUGGUAGCGCCCUUCGUAGCUGGCCCACUAGCUGAUCGUAUUGGACGCAAAUGGGUUUUGCUUUCAAGUUCAUUAUUCUUCGUGCUUGCCUAUAUUUUGAUGAUGGUCGCCAGUGAGGUCUGGAUUCUGUAUGUUGGCCGUUUGAUUCAGGGUUUCGGCGUUGGUUUUGUAAUGACAGUGCAGCCUAUGUAUGUUGGUGAGAUUGCGACAGAUGCGGUACGUGGUGCUACGGGCUCGCUGAUGCAGUUGUUCAUUGUCUCUGGCCUUCUCUACGUUUACGCUAUCGGUCCGUAUGUGUCAUAUUUCGCUCUCCAGUGGUGCUGUCUAGUUGUGCCCAUCGUUUUCACUGUUGUGUUCUUCUUUAUGCCUGAAAGCCCCUACUAUUACGCUGGUAAAGGUCACAAGUCCGAUGCUCUUAACUCACUACAGUUCUUGCGCGGUCAGAGCGCUGAUGUCGUACAAGAUGAAAUGACCAUCAUACAGGGUGAAGUAGAAGAGGCUAUGGCCAACAAAGGCACAGUUAUUGAUCUUAUCAGGAAUGCUGGCAAUCGUAAGGCGCUCAUCAUCUCGGCCGGUCUCAUCAUGUUCCAACAAUUGUCGGGUAUUAAUGUCGUACUCUUCAACAGUCAAUCGAUUUUCGAGAGCGCCAAUACCGGUUUGGAUCCAGCUGUUGCCACUAUUAUUAUCGGCUGCGUACAAGUUGGCUCGUCGGGCUUAACACCAAUCAUUGCUGAUCGUUUGGGCCGCAAAGUGAUUUUAUUGAUUUCCGCUUUCGGUAUGGCUGUCGGUUUGGCUGCAUUGGGUGCCUUCUUCUAUGUGCAGCAAGCGAUUGGUGAUGCCAGCAACAUUACAUGGUUGCCAGUGCCUGCUCUGGUCGUCUUCAACAUUGUCUACUGCAUUGGUUUUGGUCCAUUGCCAUGGGCGGUGUUGGGUGAAAUGUUCCCGGCGAAUGUUAAGUCCAUCGCCUCGUCGAUCGUUGCUUCCACUUGCUGGAUACUCGGCUUCGUGGUGACACGUUGGUACCCAGCGCUGGACGCUUUGGGCUCAUACUAUGCUUUCUGGUUGUUUGGCAUCUUCUGCGUGGUGGCGUUCUUCUUCACCCUAUUCGUUGUGAUGGAGACCAAGGGUUUGAGCCUGCAACAAAUUCAGGACAGACUAAAUGGUAAAAGAUCAAAUUAAUUGCAUAAAUGAAGAGAAAUGAGUCGACAGUUUUGGGAGGCGGAGGCAUUCAUAUCCGCAUGCUGUAAGAUAUUAAUUUUUUUCCUGUGUGAAUGUAUGUGGGCAUAACUAUGAAUGUAUGCACUUUGUUCCUUAUUGUAAUGGUGAUAGCCUCAUUUGAGGCAGCGAUCAGUGCGGUGGCUUGCGUUACUAGAUAAACUCGCUUCAAAAAGUAUUUUUGUUGCAGAAGUUAAAUCUAAAUGUAAUCC